Messenger RNA from Brachypodium distachyon (stiff brome), 1966 nucleotides. RefSeq names its product lysine histidine transporter-like 8. Gene Ontology annotation, cellular component: plasma membrane. The transcript has 5 exons. The record is from RefSeq and is a predicted model, not a curated record. NCBI's taxonomy places the organism in Eukaryota, Viridiplantae, Streptophyta, Magnoliopsida, Poales, Poaceae. The coding region runs from base 220 to 1761 and encodes 513 amino acids.
CCUUCAGCAUUUCACCAACCGCGAUCGAGCGCGCGCCCGGCCCAAACCACCUAUAAAUCUCUCCCGUGCCGUUGCGUCAAGCACUCAAGCCUCGCCGGCCGGAAUCAACACCCAACACCAAAGCGCCGACACGUCGCGGGUCACGUAGCUACUAGCCGUGUGGGUACGGCCACCGGGCCCGCCGCCGCACGCUUGUCGUCGUCCAAGGAAGAGCAAGUGAUGGCGAGCAGCAGCGAGGCGAUUCGCUCCGCGCCGCCGACGCCGCGGACGCCGCAGGUGGCCGCGCCGCCGUCGCAGAUACACUCCCCGUCCCCGGCGGCCGGCAGGUCGCCUCUGCGCGCGUCGCUGACGCCGCUGGCCAGCCCCGUGAGGAAAGCCAUGGCGAGCGUGAAGGGUUACCUGGAGGAAGUGGGACACAUCACGCGGCUCGCCGACCCGCGCGACGCCUGGCUCCCCAUCACCGCGUCCAGGAGCGGCAACGCCUACUACGCCGCCUUCCACAGCCUCAGCUCCGGCAUCGGCUUCCAGGCCCUCGUGCUCCCCGCCGCCUUCGCCUCCCUCGGAUGGACCUGGGCGAUCAUCUGCCUGACGGUGGCAUUCGUGUGGCAGCUCUACACGCUGCGGCUGCUCGUCAACCUCCACGAGCCCGUCCCCGGCGGCACGCGCUACAGCCGCUACAUGCACCUCGCCACGACCGUGUUCGGUGAGAAGUGGGGCAAGAUCCUGGCGCUGCUCCCGACGAUGUACCUGUCGGCGGGCAUCUGCACGGCGCUCAUCAUCGUGGGCGGGGGAAGCAUGAAGAUCCUCUUCAGCAUCGCCUGCGGGCCGGCGCAGCCUUCUUCUUCGCCUACCACCGUGGAGUGGUACGUGGUGUUCAUCUGCGUGGCCGUGGUGAUCUCGCAGCUGCCCAACCUCAACUCCAUCGCGGGCGUCUCGCUGGUCGCCGCCACGGCGGCGGUCGGCUACUGCACCAUGAUCUGGGCCGUGUCCGUGGCCAAGGGCAGGGUGUCCGGCGUGUCCUACGACGUCCCGGACAGGGCCACCAGCGACGUGGACAGGACCAUCGCCGUCCUCAAUGGCCUUGGCAUCAUCGCUUUCGCUUUCAGGGGGCACAAUCUCGUGCUCGAGAUUCAGGGCACAAUGCCGUCCACUCUGAAACAUCCUUCUCACGUGCCGAUGUGGAAGGGCGUCAAGUUCGCCUACGUCAUCGUCGCCUUCUGCUUGUACCCUGUCGCCAUCGGUGGCUUCUGGGCUUACGGCAACCAGAUGCCUCCGAACGGGAUCCUGAGCGCGCUGUACAAGUUCCACAGCCGGGACGUGUCCCGGCUCAUCGUGGGCCUGGCGACGCUGCUGGUGGUCGUCAACUGCCUGACCACGUUCCAGAUCUACGCCAUGCCGGUGUUCGACAACAUGGAGGCCGGGUACGUGCACAAGAAGAACAAGCCGUGCCCGUGGUGGCUGCGCGCGGGCUUCCGCGCCUUGUUCGGGGCCAUCAACCUCCUCAUCGCCGUGGCGCUGCCGUUCCUCUCCGAGCUCGCGGGGCUCCUGGGCGGAAUCUCGCUGCCGGUCACGCUGGCCUACCCGUGCUUCAUGUGGGUGGCCAUCAUGAAGCCGCAACGGGGCACAGGGAUGUGGUGCCUCAACUGGGCGCUGGGAAGCCUCGGCAUGGGCCUCAGCUUCGCCCUCAUUGUUGGGAACCUGUGGGGGCUCAUCGACAGGGGCCUGCAUGUGCAGUUCUUCAAGCCUGCGGAUUUCCAGUAGUUAAGAUCGUGAACGCAAAGUUUUAUCGACCAAUGGAAUGCACAUUACGAUGUACUAAUGUUGUGUGUACUUUUCUUCUUUCUUCAUGAGAAAUAUACGGUGCCAGUGUAUUGUAACCUGAAACGUUGACUCUUUGAUCAGAAGCAAAGCUGAAUUAACGUUUCAUCGAUCAUGCCAUGGAUUAGCUGUUACAAAUGCUUGAUUA